CACUUGCCACUACAACCUUUCCAAAUCCGCAUGGUGUGCCUACGCAGUUUGCGUCUGCCUCUACAGCUGGAGUCUCCAAUUCCAUGGGUGAUCUAGGGAAAGAUGCCCCGGUCGCCUUGUCCCCACAAUAUUCGCUUCCUGCUACUCGGCUUGCGCACUACUGGUUUGAAGAAGGAGACCAAAAGCCAACCGUCCUUCCCGGUGCGGAUCGCUCCGUCUUCUGGACCCGACCUCAUGAAACGCGAGCGGAUUCCCCUCCGAUGCGAAACCUGCUAGCAUACAUGACAAGAGUCCCGCGCCAACGACACUUUGACAAAAGCCGUGGAGAGACCGAACUAGACGCAGCCUUCCUAGAUUCAUACGACUCGAGUACGGCUGAUGACAGCUACAUUGACUUGAUGACAGCCGCGGAUGACCCUUCGAGCAGUCAAGAUGAUAGGCGGCUAAAGCAAUUGAGACUGAUUCAAGAUUUUAUUGAAGCCGUUCAACUGGGCACACCAAACGCUGCCUUUGAUGAAAGCUCGG
Molecule: messenger RNA, 525 nt
Organism: Acaulospora colombiana
Lineage: Eukaryota; Fungi; Glomeromycota; Glomeromycetes; Diversisporales; Acaulosporaceae
Source: the annotation of a GenBank genome assembly